CUGCUCUGAACACGGAUAGAACAUCUGACCCAAAACCAGCGGUGAUCUCGACGGAGAGCUCUCGCAGAGCUACUCGGAUCUGACACGAUGGCUCCUGGAAUCUCCUAUGAUGAUUCAGGUUCAUUGGCAUCCUAUUUUGGAGUUACCUUCCUAGCUAUACUGCUGCUGCCAUUCACCUAUUCAGCAAUCCGACCUUCCAAAAAGGCCACUCUCAAACCCCUGUGCCCCUGUUCGACAUGUGCGACUCGCGCGACUCAGCUCGCUUCACUUGACAGAGGAAAGCGGAAACGCAAGUUCUGGAGACGUAUCGUACCCCUGGUCCUGGGUUGGAGUCUAUUCGCAUUUCUGUGCUACAGGAUAUCUCAGACGCCAAUGAUGGAGGGUGACAAAAUAUACAAUCCAUUCGAGGUACUCGGUAUCAGCGAUUCAAGCACCGAAAAGCAGAUCAAGAAGCAUUACAAAAAGCUGUCCUUGCUCUUUCAUCCGGACAAGAUUGUUCUUGGACCGAACCAGACUCAGGCCGAUGCGGACGCCAAAUUCGUCGAGCUCACAAAGGCAUACAAAUCCUUGACAGAUGAGGUGACUAGGGAGAACCUGGCGAAAUACGGGAAUCCAGAUGGACCACAGCAGCGGGAGGACAAAAUCGCGAUUCCGAAAUGGGUUGUGGAGGGCAAGAGCAGUAUAGGGGUGCUGGCUGCGUACGGCCUGCUCUUGGGCGGAGGAAUUCCACUGGUUGUGGGCCGAUGGUGGUUCUCGCAAAGACGCAUGACUCGAGACGGAGUCCUCAACGGUACUGCGGAGCUCUUCUUCCAUCACCUGCAAGAAGAUACCGACUUUGGAUCUCUCGUCGCCCUCCUAUCUUGUGCUCUCGAGUUGGUUCCCAUACUUGCAGGGGGACGCCGGGGAUCUAAAAAGGAGCGCAAAGAGCGCCAAGGCAGGAUUGAUGAGCUUGAAAAGGAGCUUGAGACGAAGCGAGAGGAUACGUUCGUGUUUGAGGAUCCAAAUAUGAGGAAGGAGAACAGGGUGGCUCCGACCACUGCUGUCUCGCGUCGAGCCAGUGCUCUUCUGUGGGCUCACUUGCUACGACACGACCUGAAGGAUACGGAUCUCGAAGAAGAGCAACUCGCUGUAUUGCGAGCGCUUCCGACACUCUUUACUGCCCUGCUCAACAUCGCCCUCGCACAUAAUUGGCUGGCCACCUCACUGGGAGUUGUACAACUCCAAGCGGCUUUGGUCCAAGCGCUACCUCCAUCUGCUUCUCCUCUUGCCCAACUUCCAGGCUUGGAAUUCGAAAAAGCGUUUGAGCUUGGUGUGACGAGCGGGUCUGAAGGCAGGAAAUGGGCCGAGAGAGCGACGAAGAAGCAAAUUGUGGAUGGCAAGGCGAACCAAGUACUGAAGUACUGGCCUCGUCUGGAAAUUACCGAUGCAGAAUUUAAGGUGGUUGGCGAGCGAGUGGUGACUCCUAGCUCCAUUGUCAACCUCACCUUUCGAGCGCGAUAUAAUUAUGCCUCGACAUCUAUCCCUACCGAUACAUUGCCCAAACCGAAAGUUUUGGCCAAUGGAGAUGUCAAGGCGGAGAUGAGUACCGACGACGACAACACCGUUGCCAAUGACAGUGUGACGGAAGUUGAAGACCAGCUGGAGAAAGUUGAUAAGGAGGUCGAGGAGAAGGAAGCCAGCGCCGAGAAUAGGGACGAGAAAUCGCCUCUGGUCGAUGGCUUGACGGAUGCGGUCACCGGGACCAAGGAGCCGAGAGUUGGACGCCAAGGCAAGAAGCCUGAAAACAAGGUGUACCCUCCGAAUGGAUACGCUCACGCACCGAGAUGGCCUGGACUUCGGAAACCGAAUUUCCAAGUUUUGCUCGGGGACUCGAAGCUGAACAAGGUCAUUGUCCAACCUAUCCGCAUCACCGACUUGCCUCUUCCACGUGAUGAUGGUCUGCCUUCUGAACCGAGAGAGUUCUCCCUUCAAUUCCAGGCGCCGCCUCAGGCGAACCUGUACAGCUUUGUUCUGUAUGCUGCAAGUGAUACUUUCUUGGGUGGAAAUGUUGAAAAGCCAAUCAUGCUCAAGGUCGAGGAACCUCCGCUAGACAACGAGCUUUCGGACGACGAGGAUAUUUCUGAUCCCGAGGAAGACACGCUCGCCGGUCAGAUGGCAAUGAUGAGAGGGGCAAAGGUCAAGGCUUCACCAGUGCACGGGCAGGCCAACGGCGAUGCAGAUGAGGAAGAGGGAAGUGAUAGUGAAUAUGAGUACGAGUAUGAGAGUUCGAGCGAUGAGGAGGGACCUAAGGGUAGGAAAAAGGCCAUUAAUGAGGAUUCUAGUGAUUCCGACUAAUGUCCAUGGUGACGACAUAUGCAUGGCUAGGGUGAUU
Molecule: messenger RNA, 2371 nt
Organism: Kockovaella imperatae
Lineage: Eukaryota; Fungi; Basidiomycota; Tremellomycetes; Tremellales; Cuniculitremaceae
Product: Sec63 Brl domain-domain-containing protein
Exons: 7
Coding region: 88-2334 (748 amino acids)
Biological process (GO): post-translational protein targeting to endoplasmic reticulum membrane; SRP-dependent cotranslational protein targeting to membrane
Cellular component (GO): Sec62/Sec63 complex
Molecular function (GO): RNA binding; transmembrane protein transporter activity
Source: RefSeq, a predicted model, not a curated record